Molecule: messenger RNA, 4628 nt
Organism: Homarus americanus (American lobster)
Lineage: Eukaryota; Metazoa; Arthropoda; Malacostraca; Decapoda; Nephropidae
Product: acyl-CoA dehydrogenase family member 11-like
Exons: 14
Coding region: 179-2089 (636 amino acids)
Molecular function (GO): oxidoreductase activity, acting on the CH-CH group of donors
Source: RefSeq, a predicted model, not a curated record
UUUUUCGAAAAAAAAAUUUUUAAUUCUUGGUUAUAUUUACGUCAUGUCGCAUGCAAGAAAUAGCUAGCUUUUUGGGUUCCAAUCUAGCGGGUUUUCUAGGCCUGCCGCCUGUCUAGCGGGAUUUAAAUUACCUCGAUGGCAACACUGGAUCACAGGUAUCUACAAGAAUCGGUUUAAAAUGCUUUCUACACGUCCACCUCAGUUGAGUGUAGUUUUAAGAUGUCUCUCAGCAAGUGGUGUACGAUGGGUGACAACCACUUCACAAGGCUCCCAGCAUUUGGCAUCCCAUCCAAAGACAGGUGAGGUGAAAGUGUCCAAUCCUGCCACCAUAGAGGAUCUUAAACAGAACCUCCGCAUUCAGUUUUCCCGAGCAAAGUUGGGACACUUCACCCAGACACCACCAUACCAGGAUAAUCUCUUUACCAACAAUGCAUUUCUCACAUCUUAUUUGACUCGGGUUUUGCCACAGCAUGUCCGUGAUGAAAUAUGGAGCGACCUGACACGAUUUGGUCAGCGGGCGGUCACAGACAUCUACCAGUUAGGGAGGGAGUGUGAGCUCAACCAACCUUAUGUUCGAACAUUUGAUGCUUGGGGCAACAGAACAGAUGAACUAGUCACAUGUCAGGCAUGGAAGGACCUUAAGAAAAUCUCUGCAGAAGAAGGUUUAAUUGCUGCAGCCUAUGAGGGAAAGUAUAAGGAAUAUGAUCGCCUUUAUCAGAUGGUAAAGCUAUUCAUAUUUUCACCUGUAUCGGGCCUGUACUCAUGUCCCCUAGCAAUGACAGAUGGUGCUGCUAAAACAGCAAGGAUGAUGAAGUCACCUCACCUGCAGGAAGCUUAUGAGCAUCUUACCUCACGAGAUCCACAGCACUUUUGGACAUCAGGGCAGUGGAUGACUGAGAAGCGGGGUGGAUCAGAUGUCAGUGGUUCAACAGAGACAGUGGCACUGGCACAGCCUGAUGGCACUCACCAACUCUUUGGAUACAAAUGGUUCAGCUCUGCCACUGACUCUGACAUGACUCUUACCUUGGCUAAUAUCAUAUCUGAAGAUCAACCAGAACCAAAAUCUCGCGGACUGACAAUGUUUUUCAUGAAAACAAGAAAGGAUGAUGGCAAGCUGAAUGGCAUAGAAAUUGUUAAAUUAAAGGACAAAUUAGGUACUCGUCAACUGCCAACUGCGGAACUUUUGCUAGACGGGUCAGUGGCACACCAAGUUUCAGCUGAGGGCCGGGGUAUUGCAUCUAUUGCCAACAUGCUUACCAUCACUAGGAUGCAUAAUGCCAUGUCUUCUUGUGCUGUUAUGAGGAGAAUAAUCCAGCUGGCACGAGAUUACAGUCUGCGUCGUUCAGCAUUUGGACAAGUGGUCGAGUCUCAUCCAUUGCAUCAGCUGACAGCCUCAAGAAUGGAGGUUACUACCAGGGCAUGUGAAGCUCUUACCUUCCAUAUGGCCAGACUUCUUGGUCGAGAGGAGGCAGGUGUGGCUACUAGUCAAGAGUCAUUGGUUCUUCGAACUCUAACUCCCAUCAUGAAGUUUUUCACUGCUAAAAUGGCUAUGAAGAUAAUAUCAGAAGCCUUGGAGUGUUUUGGUGGGCAGGGCUAUAUUGAGGACACUGGUCUACCAUCUCACCUGCGGGAUGCUCAGGUUUUGCCAAUUUGGGAAGGAACAACAAACAUCAUGUCUCUGGAUUUCCUUAGAGCUAUGGCAAAAUCUAAAGGAGAAGCCCUGACUGCUGUGUAUGAUGAUGUAAAAGCUCGCAUAGAGGAGGUGACAUCCAUCAUGACUGAAGAUUUGCAAGACUCGUGCCACAAGGUGACCCAGUCCAUGGAUGAGCUCACUAGCUUCCUGCAGCAACAUCCUCACCUUAUCCAGCCAGCAGCACGAGACAUUGCUACAUCUGUUGCUCACAUUUAUAUUGGCAGCCUCCUCCUCGAGCAUGCAGCAUGGGAGAAGAGCAGCAAUAGUAAGGAAGUGGCCAAAAGAUGGUGUCAACAACGUCUGACAUGCCUUACCCUUGAUGAGUAUUCUGCUGAUAAUAAGGCCUUAUAUAUGGAGGGCUACAAUCUGAGUGAAAUUUAUGGACCCAUGUUUUAAGCAAGAAUUUUUUCUUUCUUUUUUUGUUAUGUAACCUUUUUCAUCAAUUUUAUUAUUAUCACUUAUGUAUUUUAUUUAUCGUAGGUUUUUUCAUUGCUGUGGGUUGUUUUUAAUCUUAAGAGUUAAAAGAAUGAAGAUUCCUUCCUUUGAAUUAUAAUUACCCAAAAAUAAAGUCUUACAUCUUUCUGAAAGUUGCCUCAGGGAGAAGCCACCUAACCUUGCCAGUUAUGAGAUUACUUGCCACUAUGGCAAGAGGAGCUCUAUUUAUAAAGCUUAUUGAGCUGUAAAACUUAAAACUAGAAUGGGGGCAAUAAUUUGUUCAAUUAAGCAUCUUUAUCCACUGGAAGAAUCUGUGGAGAGAAAUAAUGAAGCUCAGGAUGACCCCAGUAAUGAUAAUGUACUGUAUCAACAAGUACAACUGAUGCACUUCCCUCAGAUAUAAAUUUAGAUAUAAGAACUAACAAAUGAAAGGCCACUGAAUGUUGCAAGGCUUGGCUCAAGAGAGUAUGUCAUGAUGAGUCAGAUCCUUAAUAAUGCAAUACCUGUAAUAACUACCUGUAUUCAUCAGGAAUACAGUCUUCUGCACCCCCCCCCCUCCCAGAUGUCACAAAAGUAUGUACAUAUAAUUGUAAAUAUUUCUUUAAAGUAAGCAUUAGAAUAUUAAUUUGAGUACAGUAUAGUUAUUUGGAUGAGCUAACACAGUAAGUGUUUAAAUAUAUCAUACGAAAUGGCCAAGAAGAUAGGGAAAACGUACUUAGUGGGAAGUGAAAUUUAUAUCUUCUAAAGGACGAUUUGCUUAAUUACCAAAUUUAAGAAAGACCUACUUCGUAAAGAAAUAAUAAGUUUACCAAAUUAUAAUUUAUAGUUUAGAAAAUUAAGUCAAAUUAGGCAUAAGACAUUUUUCCAUGUAAAUAUAGCGUGGGGGCUAGCUUCACGGCUUGACGCAUAUAAACACCAAACCUUGGGCGGUAAAGACGAGCAUCAGCCUUCUUACAGGUGAGUCCAGCACAGACCCUCAGACGAGAAAGACCAGCGAACUACGUACCUGUAUUAGGUGUUCUAAUAACUUUUGUCAACUAUUUAUAGUCACCAUUUAAGUUUAUAUUAGUUGUGCUUAUCAAGAUUUAAAAGUCAUGAUGCAAUUGUAACGAGAAGCCCUCAAGAUCGAUGAUUCCCCGGCUCAGUCAUCAAGCUAAGAAACCCAUAUUUGUUACAGGGGGUCUUCAUUAUAAAUGGUUAACAGGGACCAAAACAAAGCCAUUGAUAAUCAAGCCACUAAUAAACGGGAAUUAAUUCCCAUAAUAAUUAAUAGAAAUACGGUCUAAUUGGGAUCAUCACUUUGUAAGUGACACACAAAGUUUAAUUUGAUAUCUCUUAACAUUUAUAUAUAUAGUACCUUAGAAACAUUUGUUAAACAUUAGAUUACACAUUAUUUUAUUAAAUUAACUGACUUUAUAACUUAUUUAAGGUACGGUACUUAAAUUCGUUUGGGGUCGGCGUGUUGAAACGGCGCAAGCUACCAAACCACGUACAGUCCUCAUACGCACCACUUCAGUGAAAAUGGUUCAUUGAUACACGCUUAUCACUUUUCUUACGACAAGCAACUUCUACUUCCAGGCCGUCCCAUAGCUACUAUGCUUUCCUUUUUUUUUUUUUGCCACUACACCACCUUGCUUUGGUUUGGAAUUGAUGGCUACAAAAGAGUCCACCAAAGGCACAACAAAAUUUAUAAUUAUAGUCCUUAGAACACUUAAAAAUAAUGCUUGUGGACGCAGCCGACUGGUACUGAACACGCAAAGCGUGGAUGAGAAGGAUGAACUUUAAGAGAAUGGGAGGCGAGCGGGAAUUUCAAUCACCCAAAUGCUGGUGCUCCCAAUGAUCGUUUUUCUGUUGAUCGACAGAUUUCAGCCAUAGAAUCCUCUUAACUUUUUGGGACUUCUUACAUGUAGUCCCACAAUUAUUUGACCACUUGGGGCAAAACCACUUAAAAUGAAGACACUCAUAAGGGGGACCCCCUGUGUAUCUUUGAGCAGAAUUUUACACUCUCAAAUCGUGACUGUGUAUUGUUACCGGCGCUAAUACAGUAUACAGGUACAAUUCAGUAGAGACUAUGUUUAGACCAAUUCAUCUUAUGGUGUUUUAAAAGAAAACCUGAGUUAUAACAUGGCGAUUUACAUCAUCAUUCAUCAUUAACUGUUUUAACAGUUUAAAAAGAUUGCCAUUGAAUUAGUGUAUAGACUACUCCCAUUAUAAUAAUUAAACAGUAAUCAUACGUAAUCUUUCAGUUUUGAUAGUGUAGCCGUGGUAAAUUUAUCAACUGCAAUGGAGUAAGGUCUCGUAUUUUUACUUCGUAUAUUACCACGGGAUCUGCAGUCCUACCACCAAUGUGUAUGCAUAAACCUCUAUUCCAAAAUUCCUGACAAAACCUGUACUAGCAUCACCAAAAUGCAAGUAAAUAAUUAACAUGUCGGACUGAUACACUGAAUUGAAAGUGAUUUUAACAAAUUUUACAAAAAAAAAUAUAAUAUUAAUACAGUAA